Octodon degus (degu) is the source of this 863-nucleotide messenger RNA. It is a transcript of the gene Mzb1, whose product is annotated as marginal zone B and B1 cell specific protein. Gene Ontology annotation, cellular component: endoplasmic reticulum chaperone complex; extracellular region. Gene Ontology annotation, biological process: regulation of B cell proliferation. NCBI's taxonomy places the organism in Eukaryota, Metazoa, Chordata, Mammalia, Rodentia, Octodontidae. The record is from RefSeq and is a predicted model, not a curated record. The transcript has 5 exons. The coding region runs from base 46 to 687 and encodes 213 amino acids.
CCGUACCCACCCACAGCCAUACUCACUGAGCUGUUUCCAGCAACCAUGAGGCUGUCACUGUUGCUGCUUUUAGGAGCCUGGGCUGUCCCAGAGGGGCUUGGGGACCAGGGCUUCCUCUCCGCUACUGCUCCACAACUGGAUGAAGAGGAAAAGUACUCGGCUCACAUGCCUACUCACCUGCGCUGUGAUGCCUGCAGGGCCAUAGCCUACCAGCCCAGAAAAGUGGAUCCUGCCUCCGUUGACCUAGCCUCAGCUUUGGGCACUUGGGCGCAAGUUCUGCAGCCUGUCUCACAGAUAUGGCAACAUUUGGCAAAGGCAGAGGCCAAGCUUCAUGCCUCAGACUCCAGGGGACAGCAGGAGCUCAGUGAGUCAGAAUACACAGAUGUCCUGGACCGGAGCUGCUCCCAGAACUGGAAGAACUAUGGGGUCCGAGAAGUAAACCAGAUGAAACGUCUCAUAGGCCCAGGGCUUAGCGAGGGGUCAGAGCCAAGUAUCAGCGUGAUGGUCACAGGAGGCCCCUGGCCCAACAGGCUCUCCAGAAUGUGCUUGCAGUACCUGGGAGACUUUGGGGAAGAUGAGAUCUAUGAAGCCCACCAGCAAGGCCGUGAGGCUGUGGAGGCCUUGCUAUGUGGGGACACCCAGGGUCCUUGCUCAGCAGAGGCAUCAAUCAUGAGGGAAGAACUCUAGCCCACAACUCCUCCUGGCCCUAAAGAAAAACUGGACCUCCUCUGACACUUUUCUGUGGAAGCUGGAGGGGGUGGGGUAGCCUAGCUCAGAGUUGUCCCUUUUGACCUUCCUCUACCCAAGGCACUGGGGCCUGGGAAAGACAAGACUUUCUUCUUUGGAUUCAAAUAAAACCUGGU